AUGGAGCCCGGCGGGGACCACCGGAGCCGGAGCGGCGGCGGCAGGGGCGGCCCCGGGCCAGCAUUGGCCUCGGCACGGGGCCGACGGCUGCCACCCGCCGGAUCGAGCGGCGGCGCGGAGCCAGACGAGGACGAAGGCGGGCAAGAUCUUCAGCUGGAAGGGGGUGCCUUGGGGUCCUGGGGGAGUGCCCCCCUGCCCUCCUCCAGGGCCAGGGGACCAGCAUCUUCAGGCAGGAAAUACUCAGACCACUGUGAGGCCCGGGCCUCCAGACCUGGAAAGAGCCGAAUCCCUGGCCGUGACCACCGGCGCUACUACCACGACCACUGGCGGCUGGAGUACCUGAUGGACUUCAACCCUGCGAGGCAUGGCAUGGUGUGCAUGGUGUGCGGCAGCUCCCUGGCCACCCUCAAGCUCAGCACCAUCAAGCGGCACAUCCGCCAAAAGCACCCCUACUCCCUGCAUUGGAGUCCCCGGGAGAAAGAAGUCAUCAGCAACAGCUGGGACGCCCACCUGGGGCUGGGGGCCUGUGGAGAGGCUGAGGGCCUGGGGGUCCAGGGGGCUGAGGAGGAGGAGGAGGAGGAAGAAGAGGAGGAGGAGGAGGGGGCCAGCCUCCCAGCUUGCCCGGCCAAGGGCCCAGGCAAAGCCUCAGCUGGUGGGGGCUGCCGGCGCCAGCGGCGAGGGGGCCCAGUGGCACCCCGGGCUCGGCGUCUGCGCCUCUCAGCUUCCCGGAGGGCCGGGGGCAGCAGGGGGCUGGGGGCCCGGCGCCUGGAGAGGAGGCUGAAGGAUUCCCUGCAGAACUGGUUCCGGGCCGAGUGCCUCAUGGACUAUGACCCGCGGGGGAACCGGCUGGUGUGCAUGGCCUGUGGCCGGGCACUGCCCAGCCUGCACCUGGACGACAUCCGUGCCCACGUGCUGGAGGUGCACCCCAGCUCUCUGGGGCUCAGCGGCCCCCAGCGCAGUGCCCUGCUGCAGGCCUGGGGUGGCCAGCCUGCGGUGCUGUCUGAGUUCACCCAGUCCCCAGCAGACGAUGACCUCGUCCCCCAGGACCUGACCAGAAAGAGCCGGGACUCGGCCCCCGCUGCUGGAGCCCCCUCCUCUCAGGAUCUCAGCCCCCCAGACGUAAAGGAAGAGGCUGGCUGGGUCCCUGAGAGGCCCGGGCCGGCAGAGGAGGAGGCGGAGGAGCUGGAGGAGGGCCAGGGCGAGAGGGUGGGGGUCCCGGGCGGGUCGCCACGGGGCCGCGACCACCGCCGCCACUACCAGGAGCGUUGGCGGCUGGAGUACCUCAUGGAGCUGGACGGCGGCCGGCGCGGCCUGGUGUGCAUGGUGUGCGGGGGUGCGCUGGCCUCGCUCAAGAUGAGCACCAUCAAGCGGCACAUCCGCCAGCGCCACCCGGGCUCCACCCGCCUCAGCGGGCCGGUCAAGGCCCUCAUCGCCCAGGAGUGGAGCGAGAAGGCCUCCCACCUGCUGGCCCUGGGGCUGCCCUGCCCCGAUCCCCCCCGGGGCCCUGCCGCCCCCAGCACAGCUGCGGCCUCCGAGGAGGGGGGAGGGGACGAGGAGGAGCCAGAGGAGGAGUGGUGGGGUGAGCUGGUGCGGGCCAGAGCAGGUGGAGAGGGAGAGCGGGUAGGGCUCCCAGCCAGGCAGGGAGAGAGGGUUGGGCGCUGCCUGGGUAGAACGGAGACUGGGGGUGCGGGGCCCGAGGGCAGAGGUCGGGCGGUCACGGAGGUGGGACGCGGGUCCCGGCCUGCUUCCCCCCACCAGCUCCAGCGCCACCCUUUGUUCCCUCUAGGCGACGUCCCGCUCUCCCCUGGGGCUCCGUCGGAGCGGCCCGCCGAGGAAGAGGAGGACGACGAGGACAGCCAGGAGCCGGGGGGACUCGUGUUGCCGCUGCCGCCGCCGCCGCCGCCUCCCCCGCCGCCGCCGCCCCGCAGCCGGGAGCAGCGACGGAACUACCAGCCGCGCUGGCGGGGCGAGUACCUGAUGGACUACGACGGCAGCCGGCGCGGCCUGGUGUGCAUGGUGUGCGGGGGCGCGCUGGCCACGCUCAAGGUGAGCACCAUCAAGCGGCACAUCCUGCAGGUGCACCCCUUCUCCAUGGACUUCACGCCCGAGGAGCGCCAGACCAUCCUGGAGGCCUACGAGGAGGCGGCGCUGCGCUGCUACGGCCACGAGGGCUUCGGGCCGCCCGCCCCUGCCCCGCGCGACAGCGGCGCGGACCUCAAGCCGGGCGCCGUGUGCCGGGCAUAGCUGACUCGCGGGCCGGGCGGGCCCUGCGGAGGCGGCC
Molecule: messenger RNA, 2281 nt
Organism: Lemur catta (Ring-tailed lemur)
Lineage: Eukaryota; Metazoa; Chordata; Mammalia; Primates; Lemuridae
Product: zinc finger translocation-associated protein-like
Exons: 4
Coding region: 1-2244 (747 amino acids)
Biological process (GO): negative regulation of DNA-templated transcription
Source: RefSeq, a predicted model, not a curated record